AUGGCGGCGGCGGCCGACGAGGCGUGGUGCCGGGAGACCGUCCCCCGGGUGAUGAAGCUGGUGAGCCCGCGCCUCCCCCAGCGCGACGCCUGCGCCCUGCUCUCCGUCAGCCCCUGGUGCCACCGCGCCCUCGCCGCCAACCCCAAGCUCUGGGAGGUACUCGACCUGCACGAGACGAAGAAAGCUGGCGAGCGGCUCAUUUCCGCGCUUUCACUGGCAAGGUACCGUCAUCUCAAAGUCGUGAACCUUGAAUUCGCUCAAGAUAUCGAGGACCGGCAUUUUCUCCAUCUGAAAGAAACGGGUGCUAUCUUACUAGAAGAGUUGGAGCUCCUGAACCUAAAUGCAUGUCAGAAGAUCUCAGAUAAAGGGAUUGGAGCUGCUACCAGUCUUUGUCCUAAUCUUCAGGCCCUGUCGAUCUAUUGGAUUGUUGGAUUGACAGACGCAAGCAUUUUACAUAUUGUGAAGAACUGCAAGCAGAUAAUCGACUUGAAUCUGAGUGGCUGUAAGAAUAUCUCAGAUAGAGGAAUACAGCUAGUUGCCGAUAAUUAUCAAGGACUACAGAAGUUGGACAUAACCAGGUGCAUUAAGUUGACUGAUGAUGCAUUGCAAAAAGUUCUUGAGAAAUGCUCUGCUCUUGAAAGCUUGAACAUGUAUGCCCUUUCAAGUUUUACUGACAAGGCUUAUACAAAAAUUGGAUAUUUAGCCAACCUCACAUUUCUAGACUUAUGUGGGGCCCAGGGUUCCCAGAACCUAACUGACGACGGUCUUAGCAGUAUAUCAAGAUGCGGAAGUUUGACAUAUCUCAAUUUAUCUUGGUGCGUACGUGUUACUGAUGUUGGGGUGGUAGCUAUCGCACAAGGUUGUCGGUCCCUUGAACUACUAAGUUUAUUUGGAAUACUUGGAGUAACUGAUGCCUGCCUCGAGGCUUUGUCAAAAUCCUGUUCAAAUAGCCUCACGACUCUGGAUGUAAAUGGCUGUACCGGUAUUAAGCGUACAAAUAAGAGAAACCUUAUCUGGCUCUCAUAUGCCUUGUGCUGUCUGAAUGACAUUAGGCGAUAG
Triticum turgidum subsp. durum (durum wheat) is the source of this 1059-nucleotide messenger RNA. The record is from the annotation of a GenBank genome assembly. NCBI's taxonomy places the organism in Eukaryota, Viridiplantae, Streptophyta, Magnoliopsida, Poales, Poaceae.